AUGGCUGAGUACACCAAAAAUGUUAUUAGAAAGGUGGAAGAAGUUUUAGAGAGGUUAGAAGUGGUGCGUUUUUCAGGAAGUGAAGUAGUUCUUUACGAGGAGAAAGACAAUCUAAUUCAAAAAUACCAUUUGUUAGUGAAAAAAUUGCGUGAAGAAAAAGAAACUAUCUCACGGCAGAUGGAAAAAAAAAUAAUGAUUGUGACUCCUCUGCGACAAAAGACAGUCAAAAGUGGUUAUUGUUACUUUUGUGAUAUUAGUUAUGAAACUGACUUUCCUUAUAAAUUGAAGGUAGAAGAGCAAAAUACUUUAGGAAUUGUAAUUCCGGAAGGGGCCGCUUUUUGUUCCCAAGAGUGCUUAUUAAGUCACUGUAAGGAGUAUAAAAAUAGAGAAAAACUUCGCCAAGCCGAAGAAAAAAGAAAUAAAGAAAAAAUCACUCAGGACAAAAAAAUGAUUACUGAAAUUCAAGGGCGAAUGGCCAGUUUGACUGAAAGGAUAAACAGGUUAGAAAGAAGAGAGCGAGAAUUAGAAUUAUUACCAGAGGGCAACCAAAUAGAAAAGCCAGAAGAGGUUGGUUUCUUUCGCCGUCUUGGCCAAAAAUUAGGCUUAGCCAGGAAGCCUCACCCUCUUUCUAAACUAGAAAGAGUAAGAAAAUUAAAAGAGGAAUUAAAUAUUGAGUUGGAAAAGACUGGAGAAGAAUUACAAAAAUCUUUAGUAAUCCUUUCCCUCGACGAACAAAAGGAAGAAGAAAGAAAAAGGUUAGAAAAAAAAAUUAUUUUGGAAAAAGGAAGAAUUGCUAAAAAAGAAAAAGAAGAAGAAAUAUAUGAGUAA
This is a messenger RNA of Paraglomus brasilianum, 828 nucleotides long. NCBI's taxonomy places the organism in Eukaryota, Fungi, Glomeromycota, Glomeromycetes, Paraglomerales, Paraglomeraceae. The record is from the annotation of a GenBank genome assembly.